Molecule: messenger RNA, 1317 nt
Organism: Pestalotiopsis fici W106-1
Lineage: Eukaryota; Fungi; Ascomycota; Sordariomycetes; Amphisphaeriales; Sporocadaceae
Exons: 2
Coding region: 1-1317 (438 amino acids)
Molecular function (GO): FAD binding
Source: RefSeq, a predicted model, not a curated record
AUGACCACCGCGUUCAAGGUGAUCGUCGUGGGUGCAGGACCAGCUGGUCUCUCGCUCGCCCACGCCCUUAGCUUGGCCAAGAUUGAUUUCGUCGUGCUGGAGCGGAGAGAGACAGUUUCCAUGGACUCUGGGGCCAGUCUGGUGCUCGCCCCGACGACGCUGCGAGUCAUGGAGCAAUUUGGUCUUCUCGACAAGCUUCUGGCCCUGGGCGGCGAACUCAAAUCCAACAAGACUCUCGAUGUCAGGGGCAAUGAACUUGGACACUCGGAAGCUGUGCAACUGAUGAGGAAAAACCAUGGAACAGCACCCAUUGCUUUUCACCGCGCACACCUGAUAGACGCCAUCCAUGAUGGUCUUUCCGCAGAAGCAAAAUCCAAGAUCAUCACAGGAAAACGAAUCAGUGACAUCAUUUCCGACGACAAUGGCGCCGUGGUGCACUGCGAGGACGGGACCUCGUACGAAGGUGACAUUGUCAUUGGCGCCGACGGCGUGCACAGCCAAGUCCGCCGCAUCAUGCGGAAAAUGGCCGUCGCAGGAGGCCGGGAGGCGGACUGGGACCCUGAGGUUCCCUACACUAGCGAGUACCGGUGUCUCUGGUGCAGUUUCCCCCACCCGGACAGCGGCUUGGGCUACGAUACCCAGGAUCGCGACCGCUCCGUCAUGUACCUGGGCGGCGUCGAGCGGUCCUGGAUCUUUCUCUACGAGCGCCUGCCCCAGAAAACCCGGGAGCGCGCUUCCUACUCGGACCGCGACGUGGACGACAUGGCGGCCCGUUUCGCCGAGUACCCCGUGACGGAGAAGCUCAAGGUCAAGGACUGCUACGCCAUGAAGAUCACGGCGGGCAUGUCCAAUCUCGAGGAGGGCAUCCUCAAGCACUGGUCCUACGGCCGCAUCGCGCUCGUGGGCGACGCCUGUCACAAGUUCACACCCAACGCCGGCCUGGGCUUCAACAAUGGCAUGCAGGACCUGGUGGCCCUGUGCAACGGCAUCUACAAGGGUGUCCAAGCGUCGCCCAACGACAGCAAACUGGACAUGCCGACUGUGCACUCCAUCUUUGCCAGUUAUCAGGCCGCGCGCAAGAGCGAGAUCCAGGCCCAGUUUGCCCAGUCUACGCACACCACGCGCAUGCAGGCCUGGUCGAGUCCUCCUCACUACCUCAUGGCUCGCAUCAUGGGCAAGGACUUUGUCCAGAAAAUACUGCUGAAUUAUGUAGCAUCUCGCGCGAUAAGCAAGUCUCUGAUCCUGGAAUAUGGACCGAACCCAACAGUCGUCCAGGGCGCAGUUCCCUGGGUGCAUCAGAUCACACCUGCAGUCUAG